GCACCUGGACCAGCUCACCUGAGUGAACCUAUCUGCUGAUAAAGGUUCCGUUUCCCUGGCAACCACAGAGCGUCGGCCGCCGUGUAGCAGAUGGAGAGGAAGAUGGAGGAGAACGCUGCUAGAGACGUCGAGACCGGCAGUGAGGCUGGAGGAGAGGAUGCCUUGGUGGGCAACGUGAACAAGCUGAUGGUGAGUCCUCCAGGAUCCACAGGAGUUCCACGAAAAGGACACCUGGUGUUUGAUGCCUGCUUUGAGAGUGGGAACCUGGGCCGCGUUGACUACAUCAGUGAGUUUGAGUUCGACCUCUUCAUCCGUCCUGACACCUGCAACCCUCGCUUCAGAGUGUGGUUCAACUUCACUGUGGAGAACGUCCGGGAGACACAGAGGGUGAUAUUCAACAUUGUCAACUUCUCCAAGACCAAGAGUCUGUACAGAGAUGGAAUGUCUCCUGUUGUCAAGUCCACCAGCAGGCCAAAAUGGCAGAGGCUUCCAGCCAAGAACGUGUAUUACUACCGUUGCCCUGACCACCGACGCAACUAUGUCAUGUCUUUCGCCUUCUGCUUUGACCGGGAGGACGACGUAUACCAGUUCGCCUACUGCUACCCCUACACCUACUCCAGACUGCAGCAUUACCUGGCCAGCUUGGAGCGCAGGAACCUGCCUUACCUGCAGAGGGAACAACUGGGACUCAGUGUGCAACAAAGGCGUCUAGACCUGCUGACCAUCACCAACUCUGACCACCAGAGUCCAGAGAGGGAGAAGAAGCUGGUCUUCCUCACAGCUCGUGUUCAUCCUGGAGAGUCUCCUGCUUCUUUUGUUUGUCAAGGUGUGAUUGACUUCCUGGUGAGCCAGCAUCCCGUCGCUCAGAUCCUCAGAGAUCAUGUGAUCUUCAAAAUCGUCCCCAUGCUGAACCCCGAUGGCGUCUACUUGGGCAACUACAGGUGUUCUCUGAUGGGCUUCGACCUGAAUCGCCACUGGCAGGAUCCCUCUCCGUGGGCCCACCCGACGCUGCACGCUGUUAAACAACUCAUAGUGCAGAUGAACCAAGACCCGAGGGUGAGCUUGGAGUUCUACAUUGAUGUCCAUGCCCACUCCACCAUGCUGAACGGCUUCAUGUAUGGCAACGUGUUCGAGGACGAGGAGCGCGUCCAGAGACAGGCCGUCUUCCCCAGACUGCUGUGCCAAAACGCACCAGACUUCUCCUUUUCCAACACUUCCUUUAACCGUGACGUAGUGAAGGCCGGUACUGGUAGACGUUUCCUCGGCGGUCUCCUUGACGACACGUCCUACUGCUACACUCUGGAGGUGUCCUUCUACAGCUACAUGACAGCUGGCAGCACCGCCACCGUGCCCUACACCGAGGAGACAUACACAAAGCUGGGCCGAAACGUGGCUCGAACCUUCCUGGACUACUACAAACAGAACAACUUUAUCAAGGACAACCGGCCGACUCACAUUCAAAGCUCGGAGGCGACGUCCCAGACGGGCAACGGUAACGGGAAGGUCGGCGUCGUUGGCAGAGACUCAUCGGACAGAGAGAAGGAGAGGAGUGUCAGACACUAGAUGGACAGACGGACUCAGGCUGAGCAUGUAUAAAAUGCAGAGCGCCAUGGCAGGAGGAUCCUUCAUGCUUCUUCGCAUUUAUAAGCUCCACAUCUCCGCAGCUAUAAAGACCUAUUUUCACAGAUUUGUAACGUGGGAUGGCUGCUACUUGCAGGACUGAACAGGUUUCCUCCUGGGUUGUUUAGUGACUAUGAAACAUGGAGUAUUGAAACACUGAAGGGAGACGGACUGCUUAUCCAUCUGAACUCCAUCUGAGGCCUUCACUCAUUUUUGUUGUAAAAAAAAAGCAUGCUUCUUCAGUCUUAGUGACUUAUUCAAUGCUGUUAUUGUGUUAUUUGCUCUGUUUUAUACUAUAUUCAGCCAUUAAACAAUUAAGCACCUAAUCAUAAUGUUUCUGUCUUAAAUCAAUACCGAGUAGCCAAAUACGACCUUGUAGGGUUCAUUUGAUCAGUGGUUUGGUAGAUUUUCACAUCCAAUAUUUAGGAUUUUUUUUUUCUAAUUUUGGUGUUAUUUUUUUAAAACCACAAAUAACUUUAAAAGGUGCUACUAUGACCCUUAUAAUCUGCACAGUCUGAUUGGUCCUGCAUCACAAGUGGCAGCCAAUCAGUGAAGGAUUAAAGUGGAAACAUGUAAAACUAAGGCUGCACUUACAUUGUUUUAGCAUGAGCAAUAUGUAUCACAGCCACAUAGAGCAAAGCAAAUGAAUUUGAAUGCAAAAUGCUGCAAGUUUUUUGCCGCUUGAUAUGAAAAGAACCCUCACAUGUUUUUCAUUCUAAGACUGAUCUACAAAAGAAGUCUGUCUGGAUUACCAUUUACUUGAAUUUAGAAGUUCUUGGAUGAGUUUUUUUUUUUAAGUUUAUUUAAAAGUCACAGAGUCUGCUGUCUGUUUUAAAAUGUUGUUAAGAUGUUGUUGAGAUGUCAUUGAUUUUUUUGUGUUUCAUUUUGUUUUGUUUAUUUUUGCAGGGAAAAGUAAAGAAAAAGAGAACAGCCACAGAGCAAUAAAUACGCCUCAUAAAACAAUACAAAACUUAAAAGUCCAUCAGUGUGAGAUAAUAAAUCAAAGUCAGUAAAAACAAUAAAACUGUCUAAUGAUUAAAAA
Messenger RNA from Amphiprion ocellaris (clown anemonefish), 2662 nucleotides. It is a transcript of the gene agbl4, whose product is annotated as AGBL carboxypeptidase 4. Lineage: Eukaryota; Metazoa; Chordata; Actinopteri; Pomacentridae. The transcript is spliced from 13 exons. The record is from RefSeq and is a predicted model, not a curated record. Gene Ontology annotation, biological process: proteolysis. Bases 91 to 1563 code for a protein of 490 amino acids. Gene Ontology annotation, molecular function: zinc ion binding; metallocarboxypeptidase activity.